Momordica charantia (bitter melon) is the source of this 717-nucleotide messenger RNA. RefSeq names its product CASP-like protein 4D1. The record is from RefSeq and is a predicted model, not a curated record. NCBI's taxonomy places the organism in Eukaryota, Viridiplantae, Streptophyta, Magnoliopsida, Cucurbitales, Cucurbitaceae.
AAAAGCGAUUGGAUUUGCGCAAAAAUUUGAAGAUUAUCAGAGUUUUGAAGGGAGAGAUGGCAGCCUCGAAAGGUUCAAGAAUUGCUUCACUUAUAUUAAGAAUUCUGACUUUUGUUUUGAUCUUCAUUUCUCUGUUAAUCAUCGCCACCAAUUCUAAAACCGUGCUCAAAGGAACUGAAGCCGAAGCAAAAGUUGAGUUUAAAGAUGUUUAUUCCUAUCGGUACUUGACGGCAGCUGCUGUUAUAGGAGCUGCUUUGAGUUUGUUGCAAAUUGCUCUCACCCUUUACCAUGUCGUUACCAAAAGUGAUGGAACUCCCUUCUUCGAUAUGUUCAGUGAUAAGCUCUUGACGUACCUUUUAUUAUCGGGCGCCUCGGCGGGACUGGGCGCUGGAAUCGAUCUGAGAUCGAACUAUAAAGAUCUAGUUGGCAACAUUUUCAACUCAUUUUUCGACAAGGGCAGUGCCUCAGCUGCUAUUCUUCUCCUUGCCUUUAUUUGCAGUGCCGUCGUCUCUAUUCUCUCUUCCUUGGCCCUCGUCAGAAAACCCUAAUUAAUUUUCAUUUCUUCCAUUUUAAUUUCCAUAAAGCUUUUUUUUUUCUUUCUUUUGGUUUGUGUUUAAACAUUUGUAAUGUUGGAGUGCAUUUGCUGAAUUAUGUAUUUAACCCCUCUUCUAUAAUAUAUGUUAGUGCUAUGGUUUAGCUUGUUUAUUAUUUAAAUUA